Messenger RNA from Anneissia japonica, 699 nucleotides. Its product is annotated as S phase cyclin A-associated protein in the endoplasmic reticulum-like. The record is from RefSeq and is a predicted model, not a curated record. NCBI's taxonomy places the organism in Eukaryota, Metazoa, Echinodermata, Crinoidea, Comatulida, Comatulidae. The transcript has 5 exons. The annotation marks the transcript as partial.
GCAAGAUGAAAGCUCUCGUCGCCACACUGAACAUCUUGAGCAAAAACGUGAAAAAGCAGUUGAACUGAGCAUGCUCAGACAUUACCGAACGACCGAUCUUGCUCCACAGCAGAAGCCGUAUGAUAAGAAGAAAGUCUGUACCCUGUGCAAUAUGCCAAUUCCUUCAGAAGUUUACCUGUUGAGUCACUUGAAGGGAAGAAAACAUGCACUGGCAUUCAAUGAAAAGCAUGCAGAUCUACAGCUAUCUGAAGAAGACCGGGAGAGUUAUUCACUUAAAUACAUUGUACAAGCACCUUCAGACGAGCCUGAUGCUAAGCAGAUUGCAGAGAAGGAACGUCAGAAGGGAUUGAGGAAACGGGCAAGGAAGCUUCGUCAGCGUAUGAGUUCAAGAGGAAAGGAGUACGAGACCAACUUGCCCACCAAGUCACAAGCUGGUGGCUCUUCUGAAUGCCGUGCUAAACUGCAGAAAUUGACCAAAGACAUCAACAAAUAUCUUCAGUCAGAGGGUAAUGGAAAAUGGCCACAGAACAAGAUCUCAGCUCUUGAUAGGGCGUUAGGAGAAAUAGGAAGGUUGCUGGUGAAGAAGGACCAACCAUACCAAACGGUUUUUCGUUCAGUAGGUGGUAUAUCGACACUGUCACGAGUGCUUCUACUUGUGUGUAUGGCUGAUGAAUCUAAGCCAGCUCCUCUACCUGCAAA